AUGAAGGAAUCUGUGUCAAUUUUGAACUAUUAUUCAAGGGUGUUGGCUAUUGUUAAUCAAAUGAAGAGAUAUGGAUAUACCUUAGAAGAUGUUCAUGUUAUUGAAAAGAUCCUUCAUUCUUUGGUUCCAAAGUUUGGUUACGUGAUUGUCGAGAAGAAAAGAACCAAAAAGGUUGAGGCUGUGGACACAGAUGAAGAUGAGGUUAUGGCUAAGGAGGUCGUGGAAGAGGUCAAUAUCAUUAAAGAUCAACAAGAUGUGAAAGAGCCAACUUUAUUGUUUGCACUUAAGAAUGAAGAAAGCAAUGAUGCAAGCAUAUGGUAUCUUGACAAUGGAGCAAACAACCAUAUGGAUGGAUGUAAAGAGGCAUUUUUGAAGCUUGAUGAGAAUAUUAGAGGCAAUGUUUCAUUUGAAGUGUGA
Molecule: messenger RNA, 417 nt
Organism: Gossypium arboreum
Lineage: Eukaryota; Viridiplantae; Streptophyta; Magnoliopsida; Malvales; Malvaceae
Exons: 3
Coding region: 1-417 (138 amino acids)
Source: RefSeq, a predicted model, not a curated record